CACCAUGGGGCGCAUUGUCUGUGUAACGCAAGCCCAACGACUACGAUAAGACAAGACAAGACAAGAGGCAGGGAGCGAUGAGCCACGAUCUAUUGUAUCACGAGCUAAUGUUAAUUAGUGACACUAUUCACUUAGGAGAGACAAGAAUAUUCUGAACUGAGAAAAUGAAGAUAAAAGUAGAGUUGGAAAGUGAAGAUGAGGAUUUCACUUCUGAAAGUAAAGAAAAUUUGGAAGUUGUUUUAAAGAACUGUAAGAGAGAAUUCAAUACGGAUGAAAAAAUCUUUGUUAAAAGAAUUAAAUUAGAACCUUUACAAUGUGAUAACGAUGAGAAUAUAGAGAUAAAUACUUAUGGAAAUUCAACUUCUACAAAUUACACAAAUGGUUCCUAUAUUUGGAGUAAUUCUGGUUAUAAAAGUGAAAUAGAUUGUAAGAAAGAGAGAAUAAAAGAGGAGAUUUGUGAUACUAAAUAUGAUAUAAAAUCGGAAUGUAAAGUUGUUUUGAGAAGAUUGAAUAUCAAAGUAAAAACUGAAGACUGUGAAGUUGUUCAUCUCCGAGAUGAAUACCAAGAUGUAAAGCCUGUCAAGAACGAGUUCUUCACUUCCGACGAAAGCUUUAACAGGAAUGAAACGAACGUACAAAUUGAUGAAAAACAAAGUAAAGAAUAUGAUAUUCAACAGAAUUCAAAUAGAGAGAAGCAUUAUAAGAAUAUUAUCAAUAAAAAGAAAUACAUUCCUUCCAUUAGAAAAUGCAAUCAAGUGCAAAAAAUGAUUAAAAGGAAAUACUCCAGGGUUAUGCCUGCAUCUGUUUCUAAACAAAAAUUCACGUGUGACUUGUGUAAACAGACAUUUAUAAAUAAGGAAAUAUUAGAAGCACAUCUGUUCUUUCAUAUUCGUAAAAAAAGAUUUCACUGCACGUCCUGCAAUGAGAAGUUUUCAUGGCAAUUUCUUUUGCAAAGACACAUGAAAAAACACAAGAAUGAAAAUCAAGUUGUUAUGCAGUCAUCUUCAAAAUAUUGCAAAGAAUCUAAUAUUCAGGGGAAAAUCUGUCAAUCUGAUAUUUCUGAUAAAUGCCUUCGAUCAAAGUACCGUUUAGAGACAAACAAAAGAAAACACAUACCUCAUCGCUGUAAGAUAUGUAAGAAAGAAUUUAAAUUUGAAAGUUAUUUGAGAGUUCACAAAGUAACUCAUAGCAAAAACCGUUUAUUCAAAUGUGAUAUUUGUAAUAAGUAUUAUAAAACGAAAAGAUGUUUAAAAAAGCAUUAUGAACUUCAUACUGAUCAAUAUAACUAUUCCUGUGAGAUAUGUAACAAACAUUUUAAAACAAAACGCUAUCUGAAUCAUCAUAAAAGGGUGGUUCAUAUCAAUGACUUCAUCCAUUGUCAGAUAUGUAACAAAAGUUUUAAAUCAAAACUGAGUUUAAAACAGCAUAGUGUUACACACAGCAAUGAAUACAAGUAUUCUUGUGAUGUUUGUAACAAACAUUUUAAAACAAAAUCCUGUUUGAGGAAGCAUGAAAUUCUUCACAAAGAUAGAAUUAAGUAUCUCUGUGACAUAUGUAACGCAAGUUUUAAUAAUAAACCAGCAUUUCUUAGGCAUCGCUUGGUUGAACAUGAAAAGAUGUUUGUAUGCAAAUAUUGUAAUAAAUCAUUCAAAACUGAAAACAUGAUGACAGCUCAUUGUAAAAUUCAUAUUCAACGAUGUAAUGUUUGUAAUAAGGAAUUUAAGGAUAAACGCUGCUUUAUUAGUCAUCAGAAAAGUCAUUUCGACAUAAAACCUUUAGUUUGUGAGGUAUGUAAAAAGCACUUCUGUAGUAAAAAAAUUCUUUUAAAGCACGAAAGGAUUCAUUUAAAAAAACGUUAUCCUUGCAUUAAUUGUAAAAUAAGUUUUGAAACUGAAAACAAACUAAAAUGCCAUUUGAAAGUUUGUCGUCUGAAGAUAGAUUGGAAUCAAUUUCCUUACCAAUGUGGUAUCUGUAAACAGACUUAUAACAAGAAAUCUUCAUUUAUGAGGCAUCUGAUUACUUAUAAUAAUAAGAUACAUUUCUGUUGUGACAUUUGUAAGAGAAAGUUUACAACAGAACACGAAUAUCAAAGUCAUCAAGAGCUUGCUCAUCCCACAGGAGGAAAACAUCAAUGUGAAAUUUGCAAAAGAACAUUCCAAAGUAACUAUUUAUUAAAUUUUCACAUGCAGAGAAAUACAGAUUUAAGUGUUAAGAACUGUGAUGUUUGUGACAAAAACUUUUGUUCAGAUCGUGCUUUAAAAAUUCACAUGCGAAGUCAUCUUUUACAAUAAUGUUUUGCUUGUGAAAUGUGUUGUAACAAUUUAAAUACAAUAUAAAUUUGACAAUGAGGAAUUUCUUUGUCAAGCGUGACGGAAUACUUUUUAUGAAAAAGUAGAGAUUGAAGAAUGGAGAUUUCAAGAAAUUCGAGAGAAGAGUUGUUAUUAAUAUUUCUACAAAUCCAAGCCUUGACACAUCGUUCUUACUUGAUGUUGCUAAUGCCGGAAUUCACGGGGUCUCUAUUCUUAUUGUUUUAGAUCUGGAACUUAUGUGACCAAUUUUAUUCUUACGCUUUCCCCUAGGCAUUUGUUUUUUAUUUUUUACAACUUAAAUAAAUUUCAGAUCUAAAAGAAUAACCACUGUGACUCCUGAAGGUUGUGAAAUCCGUUUUGAGCAACAUGGAGUAAGAAUGGCUUUGUCAAGGAUGCAGAAACAGCUUCACAACGUCUAGCUCGACUUGAAGCUCUUCUCAAUUCUUCAAUCUGUACUUUCUCAUCAUAAUAACUUAUUUUAAAUUAACUGUUAAUACUUAUUAUAUUAAGCUAGUAAUUUCCUGUCAAGCAUGACGGUAUACUUUUUAUGAGAAACUUUGUAUUUAUUACUUUAUGAAAUGAAUUUUAAAUAAAAUAAAUGGCAUGUUCUUUUUAUGGACUUUUUGUUCAUUGUUUCGUGUGUAAUGGUUGCUCAAGAACUUAAUUUUCGAAUGGGAUCAUUAUAUGCCAAGUGUCAAAAUAUAAGCAAAAUUAUUAGUACUAAUAUACUUUCAGCUGGAGUUGAGAUAAAGGAGAACAAACACACUAUAUCACUCAAAUGGUUGCAUGUAUUUUGGAGCCAUAGUUCAUGAAUUGAAUCACAUUGUUGGCUUCUACCGCGAACAGAAUC
This is a messenger RNA of Centruroides sculpturatus (bark scorpion), 3159 nucleotides long. RefSeq names its product oocyte zinc finger protein XlCOF6-like. The coding region runs from base 165 to 2291 and encodes 708 amino acids. Gene Ontology annotation, biological process: regulation of transcription by RNA polymerase II. Lineage: Eukaryota; Metazoa; Arthropoda; Arachnida; Scorpiones; Buthidae. The record is from RefSeq and is a predicted model, not a curated record. Gene Ontology annotation, molecular function: RNA polymerase II cis-regulatory region sequence-specific DNA binding; DNA-binding transcription factor activity. The transcript is spliced from 6 exons.